Molecule: messenger RNA, 813 nt
Organism: Argentina anserina (silverweed cinquefoil)
Lineage: Eukaryota; Viridiplantae; Streptophyta; Magnoliopsida; Rosales; Rosaceae
Exons: 2
Coding region: 1-813 (270 amino acids)
Source: RefSeq, a predicted model, not a curated record
AUGGCUGUAACAAACGACCAGCCUCACAAUCGUGCAGCAGAUCAAAAAGAGGAGAAGAACAGGGCCAUAGAGGCAGAUGCUGGGGAGGAAAACAAGAUGGCCGAGAAGGAACCCAGGAAAGCUCGACUUGAGCAUAAUCGGCGACUUCUUACUCGGGCCAAGUUUGUGGCAACUGAAGUUGAAGCAAUUGUUCUUGGUACAUCUGCUACCACUGAGACUAUGAGCACGACGAGUCCAGAAGCCGAAAGCAUCACUAGCGUGCACUCUGAAGGAGAUAAAACCGGCGAUGUCCCGGAGACCAAUCCAUGUACGUAUUUGAUGAACAUCGAGGGUCCAGAGGCAAAGAACAGUAAUGAUGACGAGGAGCAUAAAGUUGAAGCAGGAGGAGCAAACCCUCCCAAGGCAGAGAAUAAGAAGGCGUCAGAGGAACCAGAAACUGAUGAAGAAAGUGGAUCUGAUGACGAAAGUGAUGAGUCUGAGAAGAAGCAAGACGUAGAGGCGGAGAGAGCUGAAGAAGCUGCAAGUACAACUGAAGAAAAAUGUGAUGAAAGCAGGUUUGGUGCUGAACGUUGGUGGGUGGAGGAGCAACACUUGGAGGCCAAAAGAGUUGAAGAAACCCCGGUAGUUGGGAAGAAAAGAGAGAAGAGGAAAAGGAAGAAGAAAAGCAAGGCAGAAGAACCCUUCGUAAGCUAUCCAUCAUUCGGAGUUGUUUCGUUGGCGUUGGUUUCCAGCAUUCUGAUUUAUAUAGCUUUUUCUGAUGAUCUGAUUUAUAUAGCUUUAAGCAAGCUCCUUAUUAAGAAUUGGAAGCUCUAA